AUGGCCAGAUCUAUUCAUGUCUUCUUUCUGAUAUUGCUGCUACAUGUUCUUGAAUCAGCCUUGGCCAAUAAACUUUCUUCAUUGAGCCUUGCUGAUGAGUGCUCUCUGUUAUUCCAAUUAAAACAGAGCAUGACUAUUAACAAGUCUGGAUCCUAUGAUCCUCGUGCUUAUCCAAAGGUUGCUUCAUGGAACCUUAACGGAUCAGAUGGUGCGGGAAAUUGCUGCUUGUGGGAUGGGGUUGAGUGCAGGUUCGGUCAUGUGAUCGGGCUCGACUUGAGCAGCAGCUUUCUCUAUGGCACCAUCUCUUCCAACAACAGUCUCUUCGACCUCAUUCACCUUCGUACACUAAACCUUGCUGAUAACAAUUUCCAUUCCUCUCAGAUUCCUUCUGGAAUAGGUAGACUCUCGCAGUUAGCAAAUCUUAAUCUGUCAUCUUCUUUUUUCAGUGGGAAAGUCCCAAAACAAAUCUCACACCUCAGGAAUUUGGUUUCCUUGGAUCUAACAGGAAACUUGUACAUUGUAUAUAACCUGUAUCAGUUAGAACUGCAAAGUUCCGACUUCCAAAAUCUAGUUCAAAAUUCAAGUGAGACUCUAAGAGAACUCUUUCUCUCAAGGGUCAACAUUGAUUCCGAGCUACCAGCUUCAAUCGGAAAUCUCACACACUUGAACAUCUUGGAUUUAAGUUGGUGCGGUUUCACGGGGACUUUACCUGCAUCUGUAAGCAACCUGACACAACUUACAUUUCUGGAUCUUUCUGUUAAUCAAGAGUUGCUAAUACCUAUUCCACAUUUGGCCAGCCUAUCAAAACUCAAAUAUUUAAAACUCGGAGAUGCUAUAUUUGAUAGAAAUAAUAGUUGUGACUGGCUUGGUAAGUUUCCAAACCUCUUUUAUUUAGACCUUUCGUACACUAGUCUAAAUUGUGAGAUUCCAUCAUCUAUUGGAAACCAGACACAACUUAGAGAACUUUACCUCAGGAGUAUUGGCAUGAUUGGUCAAAUACCGUCAUCAUUUACGAAUCUAACACACCUUACUGCCCUGGAUCUUUCUGAGAAUAUGUUAACAAGUAGUCUUCCCUCUUUAGAAAGCUUUUCAAACCUCACAUCUUUGUCCCUCUCCUACAAUAAUUUUGAUAGAUGGAAGCUGCCUGAUUGGUUUGGUAAGCUAAACAAGAUCACUUAUUUUGGUAUUUCUGAUGCCAACCUGUAUGGUGAAAUUCCAUCGUCUUUUUUCAAUCUGACUCAAGUUGAAGAGUUAUACCUGUAUGGAAACAACCUCACAGUGGACUUUAAUCUUAUUUUUUCUCUUAGGAAACUUAAAUAUUUGGAUCUAAGUGGAAACAAUAUCACACUUUCAGUCAUAGAUAGCCACAGAAAUGAAACUCAACCCAAGUUCAAAUAUAUAUCGUUGGCAUCCUGUAACUUGAAAGUCUUUCCUGAAUUUCUACGGUUUCAAAAUCAAUUGGAGCAUUUGUACCUUGAUAACAAUAAUAUGGAGGGCCUGGUACCUGGAUGGAUGUGGAACAUUAGCAAGGAUACACUGCUUGAACUUACACUUAUUAAUAAUCUCCUAAUGGGUUUUGAGCAGCAUUCACCACUUGAUUCUUGGGUUAGUUUACAAUUACUAGACCUGAGUAACAAUAUGCUGCAUGAAUCAAUCCCAGUGCCACCACCAACCAUCGAGUUCUUUUCUGUGUCAAACAAUAACCUGACGGGAGAAAUUCCACCAUCGAUAUGUGACUUGACGUCUCUCCAUUUGCUUGAUUUGUCAUUCAACAACAUUACUGGCUCGAUUCCACCAUGCUUGGAGAAAUUAAGCAAUUCAAGUUUGACAGUGUUGAAUCUUAGAAGCAACAUUUUGCAAGGAACAAUUCCCAAUAUAUUUAGUACUGAAAGCAAGCUUGAGAUGAUUGAUUUGAGUGAAAAUAAAUUGGAGGGUCAGGUUCCUAGAUCAUUGGAGAACUGUGACUCACUCCGGUUGCUAGAUCUUGGAUAUAACUUUCUAGAAGACAUGUUUCCUGUCUGGUUGGGAGCACUUUCAGAGCUACAGGUUCUUAUUCUAAAGUUUAACAAUUUUCAUGGCAUUAUAAGAAUGCCAGCUCGUAUCAAAGUUAACUUCCCAAAAUUGCACAUUAUUGACCUCUCAUAUAAUUCAUUUUCUGGUGAUCUGCCACAUCAGUAUUUCCAAGAGUGGUCAACAAUGAAGGAGACCAAGGCAAACACAACAUAUAUGGAAACAUAUAUUGAGGAUGAUAGUAUCUUUAAGACUUAUUGGUUCUCAAUUCACAUGACUAACAAAGGUGAAAAGAUGGACUACAAAAAAAUUAUGAACACCUUUUCUGCAGUUGAUCUCUCAAGUAACAUGUUUAGAGGAAAGAUUCCAGAGUCAAUUAAAACCCUCAGUGGUAUUCUGUUGCUCAACCUUUCUAAUAAUGAACUUUCCGGCGCCAUCCCACCAUCCAUGGGAAAUCUCAUACGCCUUGAAGCACUGGAUAUUUCUGGUAACAAGCUCUCUGGAAUGAUACCUCAAGACCUGGUACAACUGAAUUUCCUUGCAUUCUUAAAUGUUUCCAACAACAAUCUCACUGGACCCAUACCACAAGGUAAACAAUUCAAUACCUUUUCGAACGAUUCUUACAUGGGAAAUGCAUUGUGUGGAUUCCCUUUAUCCAUGAAAUGUGGGGAUUCAGAAGCAUCAAAGCCUCCAAAAGUUUCAUUCGAAGAAGAUACCGAGUCUUACUUUCCAAAUGGAAGUGAUUGGGUUGUGAUACUUAUUGGUGCUGUGACUGGGCUAGUGAUUGGACUCGUUUGUGGGGAUUAUCUAAGCACAAAGUAUUACAGGUGGUUUUCUCAAAGAUCCAGAAGGUGA
This is a messenger RNA of Helianthus annuus (common sunflower), 2865 nucleotides long. RefSeq names its product receptor-like protein 7. The transcript has a single exon. Gene Ontology annotation, molecular function: protein binding. Bases 1 to 2865 code for a protein of 954 amino acids. The record is from RefSeq and is a predicted model, not a curated record. Lineage: Eukaryota; Viridiplantae; Streptophyta; Magnoliopsida; Asterales; Asteraceae.